CCUUCCUCUUUUUGUGCUAAACGCAUCCAAUUACGUCGUUACAUGCAAAAGUAAAUGAGAAUCCUCCAAAACCGGGUCACAGUGAAUUGACAUCUUCUUGGAGCAAAAUAACCAAUAAACUUCUUAUUGAAAGAAAAAAAUAAGAAAAGAGAAAUAAAUUUUUAUUGGAAUGGGUGUUGCCAAAAACCCUGAAGCGAUGGAAGUGGAGAUGUCGAAUACCGACGUACCCACAGGAGCUGAAGAUGCUAUUAAACGUGAUCAUCAAACGAUUCAUGAUUUACGUGAGCAUACCAGGCAAAUUGAAAAAGCUGUUCAAAACAAGGAACCUAGAUUUAUCUUACGAGCUCUAAGAGCUCUUCCUAAUACUAGAAGAAAAUUGAAUUAUGCUGUUUUACAUGGAAUUAUUUAUGGGUUUUAUACCAGAUCUGCAACUGAACGCGAUGCUCUCCUAGAGUGGGUAGUAGAAGUAGAAGAAGAUGAAACUCCAAAUGACCCAGAAAUGGGUACUUCUACAACUGUUCAAGUAUUUAAAAGUCCAUCUUCUCCUUUACUUCCUGAAAUUGAUGCUUAUAUUCAUUUAUUAGUAUUAGUCAGAUUAAUUGACAAAAAGAAAUAUAAAGAAGCUGUACAAUGUUCUGAAGCUCUUGUUCAAAAGAUUACUGCGCAGAACAGAAGAACAAUUGACUUAAUUGCUGCUAAAUGUUACUUCUAUCAUUCUCGAGCUUAUGAACUUACAAAUCAAUUAGAUAAAAUUCGUGGAUUCCUUCACUCACGUCUACGGACAGCAACUCUUCGAAAUGAUUUUGAAGGUCAAGCUGUUUUGAUCAAUUGUUUAUUAAGAAAUUAUCUUCAUUAUAAUCUUUAUGAUCAAGCUGAUAAACUUGUGCUUAAGUCAACUUUCCCUGAAUCUGCGAGCAACAAUGAAUGGGCACGAUUUUUAUAUUAUCUUGGAAGAAUAAAAGCUGCUCGAUUAGAAUAUUCAGCAGCUCAUAAGUACUUAGUACAAGCUAUGAGAAAAGCUCCUCAAUCAACUGCUGUUGGAUUUAGGCAGACCGUCCAAAAGUUAGCUGUGACGGUGGAAUUAUUACUCGGAGAUAUUCCUGAACGACAAAUCUUUCGUCAAGCACCAUUGAGAAGAGCCUUAGCUCCAUAUUUUCAAUUAACUCAAGCUGUACGUUUAGGAAAUUUACAUCGAUUUGGAGAAGUCUUAGAAAAUUUUGGACCUCAGUUUCGAGUUGAUCAUACAUUCACUCUUAUAUUGAGACUGCGGCAUAAUGUCAUCAAAACUGCAAUUCGAUCCAUUGGACUAUCUUACUCUCGCAUUUCACCGGCAGAUAUUGCUAAGAAAUUGGGAUUAGAUUCAGGAGUUGAUGCUGAGUUUAUUGUUGCUAAAGCUAUUCGUGAUGGUGUUAUUGAAGCUACAUUAGAUCCGGAAAAUGGCUAUAUGAGAAGCAAAGAAACCACUGAUAUUUAUUGUACUAGGGAACCGCUAUUAGCUUUUCACCAACGUAUCACUUUUUGCCUAGAUUUACAUAAUCAAAGUGUAAAGGCGAUGCGCUACCCUCCAAAAUCGUAUGGAAAAGAUUUAGAAUCAGCUGAAGAACGUCGAGAACGUGAACAGCAAGACUUGGAGCUUGCUAAAGAAAUGGCUGAAGAGGAUGAUGAUGGAUUUCCAUAGAUAAUCUAUGAACAACACGAUUUUUUUUUUUUGGUUUUUUAUACUAAUUCGAGAAGAAUAAAUAAAAACGAUUUCUAUAUAUCUGAAUUUCUCUAAUACAAUAUUUGAAUGUCAUUUUAAAAAUAAGAAUAAAAUAAAUACCAUUUUCUUGA
Messenger RNA from Chelonus insularis, 1830 nucleotides. RefSeq names its product regulatory particle non-ATPase 3 (gene Rpn3). The coding region runs from base 170 to 1678 and encodes 502 amino acids. NCBI's taxonomy places the organism in Eukaryota, Metazoa, Arthropoda, Insecta, Hymenoptera, Braconidae. Gene Ontology annotation, cellular component: proteasome regulatory particle, lid subcomplex; proteasome complex. The transcript is spliced from 2 exons. Gene Ontology annotation, molecular function: enzyme regulator activity; protein binding. Gene Ontology annotation, biological process: ubiquitin-dependent protein catabolic process; regulation of protein catabolic process. The record is from RefSeq and is a predicted model, not a curated record.